AUGCAACAAUUCGCAAAGCUGCGCAUCAAUAACUGCGCUAUCGUCGAUGGCAAGCCGACAGCGAUCACCCUCGAAGUCUCUCCUUCGCAUCCGGGCGCAAUCUGGUACAGAGAACGUCGCGGUGGACCACCUCCCCCAAAUUGGAACUCCACAGACAUUUCCGACGCCGAAGGAGAGCUGGAGCUCACCCUCCUCGACCGCAUCUCGGAAGGCCGCAUAGGUAUCACCUACGUGGCGAAAGUCGUCUCCGCGAAGCGAGGCAACGUGGAUUUACGAGGGACACUUCCAGAGACGGUCUGCAUCAAGUUUGCGAAGCCAGAGUUCUGUCGGGGGCUAGCCCGUGAGGCCUGGUUCUACGAGCAACUGGAAUCAUGCCAGGGCACAUGCAUCCCGAAUUUCUACGGAUUCUUUUCAUCGUCCAUGAGAGAGCAAGCCUGUUCUCUAAACCUCGAAUUCACCCCAUGGACCACGAGGGAACAUCAUUACCAGGAAGACACGGACUCACCCCCCCAGGACAAUCUUCCUUCUGCGGACUGGCUAACUGACGACCUCACGCCGCACUACGCAGGCUUUGAGUCACCCCACGAAGACCCAUCUGGCUACCAGCGAAACUCUCCGUGGUACAGAUGGAAUCGCGAUGCUGACAACCCUACAUUCAGUGUCCUCAUCCUCGAGCUGUUGGGGGAGCCCUGUACUGGCGAAAGGGGGAUCGACGUAAAAGAGGCGAUUGAAGAGGCGUUAGACGACAUCAUGGCACAAGGAGUCGUCCACGGAAACAUUUCGGCUUGGAACAUCCUAUCCAUCCGCGACCCAAUCAACAGCAGCAGGUGCUCCCGACACAACGCUGUUCAUUCUUGGAGAGUCAUUGACUUUGACACAUGUGCGAAGGUCGACAUUGAGAACCUGACCGACUAUGGAACCAUGAUGCUUUCAAUCGGGAGGGAGGCCCUCCAUAGGGACAAUGGAUUUAAGCUUUUAUCGAAGUAA
This is a messenger RNA of Coprinopsis cinerea okayama7#130, 987 nucleotides long. Its product is annotated as protein kinase subdomain-containing protein PKL/ccin3. The coding region runs from base 1 to 987 and encodes 328 amino acids. Lineage: Eukaryota; Fungi; Basidiomycota; Agaricomycetes; Agaricales; Psathyrellaceae. The transcript is spliced from 2 exons. The record is from RefSeq and is a predicted model, not a curated record.